Molecule: messenger RNA, 2281 nt
Organism: Mytilus californianus (California mussel)
Lineage: Eukaryota; Metazoa; Mollusca; Bivalvia; Mytilida; Mytilidae
Product: zinc finger protein 436-like
Exons: 5
Coding region: 62-2209 (715 amino acids)
Biological process (GO): regulation of transcription by RNA polymerase II
Cellular component (GO): nucleus
Molecular function (GO): RNA polymerase II cis-regulatory region sequence-specific DNA binding; DNA-binding transcription activator activity, RNA polymerase II-specific
Source: RefSeq, a predicted model, not a curated record
UGUGCUUGAUAAAGAUGAAUAUUUAGAGAAUAUUUGAUUAUCAUUGUGCAGAUCCUUUGAAAUGGAUAAUACCUGUCCAAAUCAGGAUGAAACAAAACAAUCAAUAAGAAAUAUUGAACAAGCCAGUGUGACACCAUUGUUAGCUUCAAAGAAAGAAAACCAUCAAGGAAAACAAUUACAAGUGCUUACUAAAGGAAGUGGUAACAAUGGAAAUGAACUAGUGUCUUUUGAGACUGAAGAGGACAUAUGGAAAGCUGCUGGUAAAAUGUGUGAAAGAUUGCAGGACUUGGGGAGAGAAACUGUCAUUAUGUCAGUAAACAAACAAAGGGAGACAAUUAGAUGUGAGGCAUCAACUGUUGGACAGAAUUUCUUGGACACAAAUCCUAAAUGUUUACAAAAGUUCAAGGAUUUCUGUAUGGCUUCAGACAAUGAAAUAUCACCUAGCAAUACUGAUGGACCAGUAAUGUUUAUCAACACCACAGAUUUUGAUGGGAAUGAUUCUAACAUGUCUAAUGGGAGUUCUUACAGAGACAAUCAUUCUGGUAGUACAACUGAAAUAGAUGAAGAACAUAACGUAGACUACAAAAGUAAAAGAAAUGAUCUUGUUGAUGGGGUACUCAACAUAGUGAAAACAAAGCUACGGAAAUUUAAUACGAAAAUGACAAAUGGAAAGAAACGUUAUGCUUGCGACAUAUGUAACAAAGAAUUUAGUAAGCUAAGUAACGUGCAGCGACACAAGAAAGUGCAUGAGAAAAAUAAGUCUUUCAGUUGUGUAACAUGUAAUUCAGGCUUCACGGAACUUGGCAAGUUACAAAAACACAUUCAACAACAUAAAGAUGAUGAUUCAUUAGAAAAAGGUUCAACUAAAAAUAUCACUGAAGAAAGUGAGAUGCCGAAUGAUAAACUGACACGGCAGAAAUCUUAUUCUUGUAGUAUAUGUCGGAAAAAUUUCAAGAAUAGUACAUCGCUUAGAAUCCAUGAGAACCGACACAAAGGGAUAAAACCUUAUAAGUGUGGAGAAUGUGAUAAAUCAUUUAGCUCGUCUGGUAAUCUAAGUGCACAUAAGAAAAUCCACUCCAGUGACAAGGCUUAUAUGUGUACUGUGUGUGGUAAACAGUACAAUCAGCACAGUGAAUUUCUUAUUCAUGAAAGGAAUCACCGAAAUGAACGUCCUUUUGCUUGUAAGUAUUGUGAUAAAACAUUUAGUCGAUCCGGAUGUUUACAUAAUCAUGAGAGAAUACAUACUGGUGUAAAGCCAUAUUUGUGUGGAACUUGCGGUAAAGCAUUCAGUCGAAGUGACCGUUUGCAUAUACACGAACGCUGUCAUAGCGGUGAAAAACCAUUCAUGUGCAAUGUAUGUGGUAAAGUAUACAGCGAUAUGAGUAAUUUAAGGUCACACAAGAAAACACACGAUGGACAACUUCACUACUGCAACAUAUGUGGAAAGGGUUUUGUAUACAAAACUGGUUUAAAUAGACAUGAAAGGGAAAAACAUGAUGUCAAAAUGGAUGAACAGAUGAAUGAUGCGGAAGAUUUUGAAACAAUAUACUCUACAGAAGUGAAUGAAAGUAUAAAGGAAAUGUAUGAGAAACAAAAUUUUGAAAAAGUGGACACCACCAUUAAUACAAAUGAGAAAACUGAUAAAUCAAUUGGAGGAACAAAUCUUACUAAAGUGCUGCCAAUGAAAGGAAAUUUAAAAAAUGAUGAAUUAUCGGAUAAAGGAUAUUUUGAAAAAGUGGACACGACCAUUAAAAUGAUUAAUGCAGUUGAGGAAAUUGGUCGAAGAAAAAAUGAUACAGUUGUGCGACCAAUUAAAGGAAAUCAACAAAUUAAUGAAAAAAGAAGUUUAGAAAAAGUGGGCGGGAGGACUGUCAAUGACAAAAUAAAUGAAAUGUCUAAACAAGCUAAGUUAGAACAUGUAGAAAAAGUUAAUAUGAUGAAGAAAAAUAAACAAAUUGAAAAAAUUGCAGAUUCAGCAAAUUUGGAAAAAAAUCAUACUGGGAAAAUGAAUAAACAGAUUAACGAAUUAAAUGAAAGAGCAGCUUUUGAAAAAGAUAAUUUUAUAGAAAGAAAUGAGACAAUGGAAGCUGUAAAUGAAGUCAUGAAUUUUGAAAAUCCUGCCGAAAGGAGAAACUUUUAUCAUCAUCUUUAUGGCAGUCUUUUGGCAGGGGCAAAUGCCAUGCAUAAUACAUAUACAAUGAAUAGAUAAUAAUAUACUAAUAUUAACAAGUCAUCCAGAUGUAUUUUCUAUUGUUUUUGUCAUAAAAGAUUAAAUUCUAAU